Caenorhabditis elegans is the source of this 143-nucleotide messenger RNA. NCBI's taxonomy places the organism in Eukaryota, Metazoa, Nematoda, Chromadorea, Rhabditida, Rhabditidae. The record is from the annotation of a RefSeq genome assembly.
UUCAUUGAAAAUUUGAGAUUUUACUUGAUCCUGGUAUCCUCAUCUCUGGGAAGUUUACGUGCGAUCGUAGCACUCGGGAUAUCAUUUGAGAGAGCCUUGGCAACUUUAUUCUACAACAAUAGUAGACAAAAACUUUCAAAUGU